AUGGAGUCUGCCUCUGUUCAUCCUGAUCACAUUACUUUCACCUGUCUCCUAUCAGCUUGCAGCCACUCGGGCUUUGCAGACGAUGGACGGAGAUUGUUUUGCUCGAUGCAGGAGCGAUAUGGAGUACCAGCCAGAGAGGAGCACUAUAGUUGCAUGGUGGAUCUCUUCGGGCGAGCGGGAAUGGUGAGGGAAGCCUAUGAACUUAUAAGUAGAUCGGCAUGCAAGUUGGGACCUUCUGUAUGGGGUGCGCUACUCAGCGCCUGUAAACUACAUGGAGAUUCAACUAUCGGGGAAAUUGCCGCGCAGAAGCUCUUUGAGCUAGAGCCAGAGUGCUCCGGAUCAUAUGUCGCACUGUCGAACAUCUACUCUGCAGGGAAGCAGUGGCGGGAGGCGAAUGCCGUCAGAGAGUUAAUGGAUGAAAGGAAUAUAUCGAAAGAUGCCGGUCACAGUUGGAUCGAAGUUGGUGGAAUGGUGCACAGGUUCAGAGCAAGCAGUGGAAGCUUGGAUCACCAAACUGUUUGAAUGAAGUAUAUUUGGUUUGUAGAGACUCGACUUGCAUGCUUGUUUGUGCCUGUGAUAGAUACAGAGAGAGUUACAUUAUGCAA
Molecule: messenger RNA, 605 nt
Organism: Zingiber officinale
Lineage: Eukaryota; Viridiplantae; Streptophyta; Magnoliopsida; Zingiberales; Zingiberaceae
Product: pentatricopeptide repeat-containing protein At5g40410, mitochondrial-like
Exons: 1
Coding region: 1-522 (173 amino acids)
Biological process (GO): RNA modification
Molecular function (GO): protein binding; RNA binding
Source: RefSeq, a predicted model, not a curated record